This is a messenger RNA of Penicillium brevicompactum, 483 nucleotides long. RefSeq names its product succinate:quinone oxidoreductase subunit C. Gene Ontology annotation, cellular component: membrane. The transcript has 2 exons. Gene Ontology annotation, molecular function: succinate dehydrogenase activity; electron transfer activity. The record is from RefSeq and is a predicted model, not a curated record. Gene Ontology annotation, biological process: mitochondrial electron transport, succinate to ubiquinone; tricarboxylic acid cycle. Lineage: Eukaryota; Fungi; Ascomycota; Eurotiomycetes; Eurotiales; Aspergillaceae. Bases 1 to 483 code for a protein of 160 amino acids.
AUGAGGAACGGGGGCAAGUCUGUGGCCCAGUCGCGGAGACAGCUCACGACUCACAAGAUAUCCUCCCAGUCUGCGCAUGAUCGCCUGGCAGCGCAGCGCCGAAACCGCCCCAUCGCUCCGCACAUGACGAUCUACAAAUGGCAAUACGUUUCUUCCGCAUCUGCGCUACACCGAAUCACCGGCCUUCUUUUAUCAGGUAGUCUGUAUGGACUUGCAACAAUGUACCUGUUCGUGCCAGCUCUCGGGCUGCAGUUUGAGUGGAGUGACAUGGUCACGGCUUUCGGGUCAUUGCCGGCAGGCUUAAAAGCAACCUUGAAAUUUGGGUCAUCUAUGCCAUUCACCUACCAUGCGUUCAACGGGGUGAAGCACUUGGUCUGGGAUUCCGGUCAUAUGUUAACUAAAGCGCAGAGUGGAAGGGCCUCAUGGGCGGUUCUGGCGUUCAGUAUGAGCACUUCCCUCGGGCUGGCUUUAUAUCAAUUUUAG